CAUUGAUAAGGAUUUAUUCUGUAUUUUUAAAAUACGAUAGAAAAAUAAUUCGCAAAUAUUCGAAUACGAUUUGUUUGUUAUUUUACAAACAUUGAAACAUAGGACCUGCACAGUGACACAAUAAUAUAGGGUAUAGGUUUCAUAUAAUGUACUCGCGUAUUUUUUGUCGUAAGAUUAUAGUAAAUUUGUUGGCUAAUAUAAAAUAAUGCUUUUUUUCUCGUGAAAAAUGCCCAUGCUGGCUGUAUAUAAACAGUCACGUUUGUUACCAAUGGUGUGUUGGGCCAAAAUUUUCCUAUAAAAGGCGUAAACACACCAUAAAAUAUGACAUUCGUUUCUUAGACGCCAAGCCGCUUAUACAUCUCAUAUUAUAACGCCGAGCUUGCUCUUUGAAAACUCUCAUCGCGCUUUCUCUCUCUUGUGCAAAAGUAUUCUUUUUUUUUUUUUUUGUAAUUGUAAUUUUUUGUGUUAAUUUAAGAUAUAUUAGAUUUGUUUUUUUUUUUAUUUAGUUUAUAUCACUUAGUUUUUUUUCUGUUUUUUCUUGUUUGUUUAUUUGCUUAAAGUUUUCAAUAGGUAGUAAUGACGCAUGGACUAGAAAACUUUAAGGUACGGUACAUGCGGGUGCAGACAAUGUUAGCCGCGUGGUGCAUGGAAGAAAACGUAAGUAUAAUUUGAUAUUAUAUAGAAAAAACGCUGCUGCAAGCCUCUCGUGCGUGUGUCACGAAUUAUCUAGGAAUAAUUAUUGACUUUAAUGUUUAUUUUAUUGCAGGACGACAAUCUCACGGCAGGUGUUCUAAGAGUGACGUCAAUGCUGGUCGUCACCGUGGUGGGCACUUUGUCAAUGAGUAUCUUGGCGUUGCUGCUCUGCCUGUUGUACGCAGGACUCGCGAUGACUGCGUUCAUCGCCAACAUCGUUUGGAGUCCUGCAGUGCAACGGGCAUGGAGAAGGCGUGUGCCAGGGGCCGCCGUUUUGGCAGACGGGGAAAUAGCGUCGCGUUGCGUGUCCAUCGGGAUAGAUACCGCAAGACUGGCGACUGCGACGCUGGCCUUUGUCAUUUGGCUCAUCGCUGACUCUAUCGGCACCGUUAUGUUUGUGGCAGUGGAGUUGAUCGGACCCUCCAGCCGACCCGAAGAGCAGACGCCGCUUAAGUCUGCCGCUGGAGGUCCGAUCGUCAUAGACACCACGAUUGCGGACGUCACUCUGAUACCGGGCAGUUCCGUCACCACGGAAAACGGUCCUCAUGUUGACACCGUGAAAAAAGCGUCAGCAGCGCGGGUCGAUACCACGUACGUG
Metopolophium dirhodum (rose-grain aphid) is the source of this 1291-nucleotide messenger RNA. RefSeq lists its product as uncharacterized. Lineage: Eukaryota; Metazoa; Arthropoda; Insecta; Hemiptera; Aphididae. The record is from RefSeq and is a predicted model, not a curated record. The annotation marks the transcript as partial. The transcript has a single exon.